Rodentolepis nana is the source of this 888-nucleotide messenger RNA. Lineage: Eukaryota; Metazoa; Platyhelminthes; Cestoda; Cyclophyllidea; Hymenolepididae. The record is from the annotation of a GenBank genome assembly.
AGUGCUGAUGGAUCACCUUUGAAUCUGGCCGUCUCCCACGCGGGAUUAUUUGUCUUCCAAGGCGUUUUGAAGGUGAACACAUUCUCAUGGGCACGAAUUCGCAAACUGAGCUUCAAACGAAAGAAAUUUCUUAUCAAACUUCAUCCCGAAGGCUACGUGAGUCACCAGAUAUCUAUUGCAAGUAUAACCAUAAGAUAUAAUCAUCAGGACGCAGUGGAGUUCUUCUUCGAGUCAAGAAAUGAGUGCAAAAGUUUUUGGAAACAAUGCAUUGAACAUCAUGCCUUCUUCAGGUGUCAGACUGCCAAAUCCGGUGGUAAAUCUAGCAAGUCUUCAAAAAAUGCAACAACAUCCUCUUCCACAAGUCGAGUGCAUAAAUCUCUCGGCGACGAUAAAGUCACAAAUAAUCCCUCCCAACAGAGUCUUCCAGCUUCCUGUGAGGCUGGUAAUCAUCACCACCACGGGGUUAGUCAACCAUCCACUGCCGGUGGCCAACAGCAACAGCCUUCAGCCAGGAGCCUCCCACUAGCUGGAACUCUGGACGAUUCGACGGUACAGUCAUUUGUCCAGAUACCAGCUGCUGCGGUCACUGGAGGUUCUCUGCGUUACCCGCAGCGAGUGAUGCUUGUGGUUCCUCGAGGGGCGAAUGGAAGCCGAGUGGGGACUAUAUCUGGGUCAACGACAACGGGUGUUGCUCCUACAUCGGGGGGCAGUGGUGGAUUCCUUGUCAUGUUGCCGACAUGCAGCGCUGAUCAACACCAGCAAAAUGCCUGGCUCUCCGCUAUUCAGCAACAGCAGCAGAGAGCGUUUUCUCCGGUGAAUGGAAAAGGUAUUGGAUCAAAGUAUACCAAAAAUAAAUUUACUGAAAUUGUUUUAACUUGUUCAAAUUGA